CAAUCCCUCUGCGUUUGUCAUCAAGCCUAGGAGAAGCAAAAGUAGUCAUUCGUACAGUUUGUGAACCAUCCCCAUUCUCCAAGAUCGAGGAAGAUCGAGCUAGCUAGCUAGGUUGUGUUGGAAGGGGAAGAAGACCUGCAGGGGCCAGAUGGUGCGGUUGAGGACGAUGGCUCUCCUCCUUGUUGCAGUGACCGCUGCUGCGGUGGCCGGCCUUGCCGCUGCCAAUUUCCGGGACGACUGCGACAUCCCGUGGGAGCCCCAGAACGCCAGGUUUACGAGCGACGGCAACGGCCUCUCCAUGGCGCUGGUCAGCAACUCCUCAGGUUGCAUGCUGAGGACAAAGAAGCAGUACGUCUAUGGGACCGUGUCAACACUCAUCCAGCUCGUCCCAGGCAACUCGGCCGGCACUGUCACCACGUACUACGCAUCCUCUGUUGGAGACAACCAUGAUGAGAUCGACUUCGAGUUCCUGGGCAACGUGAGCGGGCAACCAUACACCUUCCACACCAACAUCUACGCCAAUGGCGUGGGCAACAAGGAGAUUCAGUUCAAGCCCUGGUUCGACCCCACCACCGGCUACCACAAUUACACCAUCUCCUGGAGCCCCUGCAUGAUCGUGUGGUACGUUGACAGCGUCCCCAUCCGCGUGUUCCGCAACUACCAGCAGAGCUACGGCGUGGCGUACCCGACGAGCCGCCCCAUGCACGCAUACUCCAGCAUCUGGGCGGCGGAGGACUGGGCCACGCAGGGCGGCCGCGUCAAGACCGACUGGUCCAAGGCGCCCUUCGUCGCCAACUACCGGAACAUCCACCUCGACAUCUGCGACUGCCCCGGCGGCUACGCCUGCAGCACCAACUGCGCGGCGGCGGCGGCGCCCAACAGUGGGGCGUGCCAGCUCAGCCCCGAGCAGCGGGGGCUCAUGCAGAGCCUGCAGAAAGACUACGCCAUCUACGACUACUGCGUCGACUCCAAGAGGUGGGUCAACGGCGUCAAGCCAACCGAGUGCGGCCUGCCGCAGUACUGACCAUCCACUAUACUACCGAGUCCCGUGUCUUCUUGGGUCGUCCGUGACACCAGGAAAAAGGGCCGAAAUCGUCGGUCUAUGUGUUCUUCUACUAUUAUAUGUGUUCGUUCGUUUGUUUAUUUAUUUCUUACACAUUAUUGAAUCGAACUUCAUUUCGAUGGUUCUCUUUUUUUUCACACUUGUGUUGUUUCUUAUAUAUUUCUCAUACAUAUGAAAAAAAAAUCUUUAUGGGCAUACUCAGCUA
Molecule: messenger RNA, 1268 nt
Organism: Zea mays
Lineage: Eukaryota; Viridiplantae; Streptophyta; Magnoliopsida; Poales; Poaceae
Product: probable xyloglucan endotransglucosylase/hydrolase protein 12
Exons: 4
Coding region: 149-1024 (291 amino acids)
Biological process (GO): cell wall biogenesis; xyloglucan metabolic process
Cellular component (GO): apoplast; cell wall
Molecular function (GO): hydrolase activity, hydrolyzing O-glycosyl compounds; xyloglucan:xyloglucosyl transferase activity
Source: RefSeq, a predicted model, not a curated record